Molecule: messenger RNA, 1992 nt
Organism: Ophidiomyces ophidiicola
Lineage: Eukaryota; Fungi; Ascomycota; Eurotiomycetes; Onygenales; Onygenaceae
Gene: KEX1
Product: Cell death protease
Exons: 3
Coding region: 1-1992 (663 amino acids)
Biological process (GO): apoptotic process; proteolysis
Cellular component (GO): trans-Golgi network
Molecular function (GO): serine-type carboxypeptidase activity
Source: RefSeq, a predicted model, not a curated record
AUGUUCUCCUUCCUGGCCUCUAUACGGACGCGUCCGGUCCUUACGACGGCGUUGGUACAAUGGCUCUCGUUAUGGAUCAUUCUGUCAGGUUCGGUGCUUGCCGCCACGAAAUCUGCAGCGGAGUAUUACGUUCGCUCAAUACCGGGGCAGCCAGAGGGGCCAUUGCUUAAGAUGCACGCUGGACACAUUGAAGUUGACCCCAAGAACAACGGGAACCUCUUCUUUUGGCACUUCCAGAAUCGCCACAUUGACAAUCGCCAGCGAACUGUCAUUUGGUUAAACGGAGGACCUGGCUGUAGUUCGAUGGAUGGUGCUUUGAUGGAGGUUGGACCAUAUAGGCUAAAGGAUGAUCAUACCUUGGUGUACAACGAGGGCUCCUGGGACGAAUUUGCAAAUCUUUUGUUUGUCGAUCAGCCUGUUGGCACCGGAUUUAGUUAUGUCAACACCGACAGUUACAUUCACGAAUUGAACGAGAUGGCUGCCCAUUUUAUUAUUUUCUUGGAAAGGUUUUUUGAACUGUUUCCUCAGUAUGAACACGACGAUCUAUAUUUUGCGGGAGAAUCCUAUGCAGGACAAUACUUACCCUACAUCGCUAAAGCAGUCUUGGAUCAUAACAGGAAAGCGUCUGUAGUAGCAGAAAAACGUACCUGGAAGCUUAGUGGGUUGAUCAUCGGAAACGCAUGGCUCUCGCCGGUGGAGCAAUAUCUAUCCUACAUGCCGUUUGCUUUCAAAGAGCACCUUUUGAAAACCGGAACCGAUGCCACGCAGAAAGUUGAGAAAGCGCACGCAGAGUGUAUUACUGAACUGGAUAGAAACGGCGGCAGGGACUUGAUCAACGUUGGUGUUUGCGAGCAGGUCUUGACUACAAUUCUCGAUGUGACGCAGGAAGACGGAAAAUGCUACAACAUGUACGACGUCCGAUUGAGGGACUCACAUCCGGCGUGUGGCAUGCACUGGCCUCUGGAUUUGCAGCAGAUCACGCCUUAUCUCCGGCGCACAGAUGUCAAGCAUGCGCUCAAUAUCAACGACGACAAGAAGACGGGCUGGCAGGAAUGCACGGGCUCGGUGUCUAGUAGCUUCAGGGCCAGAAACUCGAAGCCCGCGGUGCAAUUGCUGCCGGGAAUUCUCGAGGCGGGAGUGCCGGUGGUCCUCUUCAGCGGCGCCAAAGAUUUCAUCUGCAACCACAUCGGCACCGAAGAGCUGAUCCACCGGAUGACGUGGUCUGGCGGCACGGGCUUCGAGCUGUCGCCCGGGGUGUGGGCGCCGCGGCGCGACUGGACGUUCGAGAAGGAGUCGGUGGGCUACUUCCAGGAGGCGCGCAACCUGACGUACGUGCUGUUCUACAACGCCAGCCACAUGGUGCCGUUCGACUACGCGCGGCGGUCGCGCGACAUGCUGGACCGGUUCCUGGGCGUGGACAUCACCAGCAUCGGCGGCGACCCGGCGGACUCGCGGCUCGACGGCGAGCAGGGCGCGCUCACGUCGGUCGGCAGCCACCCCAACAGCACGGUGGCCGACAAGCUGGAGAAGGAAAAACUCAAGGCCGCCGCGUGGCGCGCGUACUACAAGUCCGGCGAGAUCGCGCUGGUGGUGGUGGCCGUGGCCGCCGUGGCCUGGGGGCUGUUCAUCUGGCGCUCACGCCGCCGCGCGCACCGUCUGGGCGGCAGCAGCGGCGGCGGCCCUGACGGCGGCGGCGCGUACUCGGGCAUCUACCCCAACCUCAACGGCUUCAGCUCCAGCUCGCUGCCGCGGUUCCGGAGCAAGUCGCGGCGGGGCGCGGACGAGGACGUCGAGGCGGCGGCGGAGUUUGACGUGCUGGAGAGCAAUCUGCAUCGGGAGGUGGGCGGCCGGCUGUCGACGGCCGAGCGGGACCAUUACUCAGUGGGAGAUGAUAGUGAUGACGAUGACGAGGAGGAGGCAGAGGAUGGGAAGCCGGGCGAGGAGAAGCCGUUGCAUCGGGCUGGUGCAGCUCGGUCAGGGUCGCAUUCAUAG